Messenger RNA from Diorhabda carinulata, 599 nucleotides. RefSeq names its product 39S ribosomal protein L33, mitochondrial (gene mRpL33). The record is from RefSeq and is a predicted model, not a curated record. Gene Ontology annotation, cellular component: mitochondrion. Bases 114 to 308 code for a protein of 64 amino acids. Gene Ontology annotation, biological process: translation. The transcript has 3 exons. Lineage: Eukaryota; Metazoa; Arthropoda; Insecta; Coleoptera; Chrysomelidae.
UAAGACGUUCUUUUAUGAAUUACCAUCACUAUUUCAAAUAUGACAAAUAAACUGAACGAAAAAAAGAAGAGGUAAUUUAACCUCAAAAUAAAUUUACGUAAAUUAAAUGAAAAAUGUUUUUGACAAACAUUUUAUUUAAAAAAGUAAAAAGCAAACACAUUAUGGUUCAAAUGGAAAGUGUAGUAAGUGGACAUACUUUUAAUAAAAUAAGAGAACGAUUAGCAGAUAAACUAGAAGUAAUUAGAUUUGAUCCGUUUAUUAUGAAAGAUUGUUUGUACAAAGAGAAGAAAAAAGUUCGAAGUAUGUAAUAAAUUGUAAAGCUGCAACGUAUUUUUAAUAUUUAAUAAUAGAUGUAGAAUAUUAUUUGUCAAAUAAAUUCGAUUAAAUCAAUGAUUCUUGGUUUGGGAAGUGAAUUAUCAUAAUCCAAAGACAAUAGAUGUUUGUUUCGAUGCAAAAUUGGAAAAUUUAGAACUGCUUAUGGAAGUUGGAAGUAUAGAUUUAAACUCGGGUGUAUAAGAUCGAUUAUUGAUUUUCUUGAUUUUUAGUCUGUUUUCUAUGAAAAUUCGUUUGAAAUAGCAUAUAAAAAUUUAACGUACCAA